AUGGCAGGAAAAACUAAAAAGAUACAGUUGCCCAAAUCGGUGCUGGAAAUGAAAUUCAUGAAAAAAACUAGAGAACGAAUAGAAAAAGAAAUGGAAAACAUGCAAGAUCAUGGCAGUUUAUACUCUAAUAUAAUUACAAAUGAAAUGAGAAGUGCGUCUGGGAACUUCAUAUCUGAAUCAAGUUUCAUAUUUUGUGAUACAAUGCUUGAAGGCCGGCUCUCUUUCAAGGGUAUGAAUCCGGAGAUUGAGAGGCUUAUGGAGCUAGAAAAUGCUGAUAAAAAUGAACAACCAAGCAGUGAGAUGGUUAAAGACGUAUCAGAUGAAAUUUUGGCAAAGAAAAUGGAAAAGUUCAAUAAAAAGAGACAAAAUCCUGACAGUGAAGCAAGACACAACAAGAGAAAAAAAGUAAAUAAUAUGUGA
Molecule: messenger RNA, 420 nt
Organism: Spodoptera littoralis (African cotton leafworm)
Lineage: Eukaryota; Metazoa; Arthropoda; Insecta; Lepidoptera; Noctuidae
Source: the annotation of a GenBank genome assembly